This is a messenger RNA of Daldinia vernicosa, 1868 nucleotides long. RefSeq names its product nagb/rpia/CoA transferase-like protein. Lineage: Eukaryota; Fungi; Ascomycota; Sordariomycetes; Xylariales; Hypoxylaceae. Bases 505 to 1290 code for a protein of 261 amino acids. The transcript has a single exon. Gene Ontology annotation, molecular function: 6-phosphogluconolactonase activity. Gene Ontology annotation, biological process: pentose-phosphate shunt; carbohydrate metabolic process. The record is from RefSeq and is a predicted model, not a curated record.
ACCAAUCUACCAAUCUACCAAUCUGCCAAUCUAGCAUCGUAGGGACCAAAGAACAAACAAUUGCUCAAGAAAUCAUAUAACCUACACCCAGACACAAGACUUUUGAUUGUCACGGUGUGAUGUUUAUCGACUUUUCUAGGUACAAUACCUUAUCGAUAUCCAACCGUUACCUUUUUACCUUCCACUUACCUGAGGCUCUUAAAUAUAAGUUUGGGUGGUAAUUGUUUCCCUAGUCCCUAAAAAAAUCACUCGUGAAAGCUACCUCACCUUACACUACCUUACCUUGCCUUACAUUACAUUACAUUACAUUACAUUACAUGACCUACCCCACUAUCAUCAUCAUCUUCCGCAAAUAACUCAGAAUUUCUAAUUUCGCCUCACCGACUUACACCGACUUACCACAUUCAUAUCUCAUAUCUCAUAUCCCAUCUCCCAUAUCCCGCAUUUAUACCUACCCUUACAGCCAACUACGUAUUCAGAGUCGCAUACCAAUAGUACGCUACCAUGCCGGGAAAGCAACCCAAUUUGUUCGCUUUUAGCGACGUCAGAGCUCUUGCGCCCGCUCUGCGAUCCUACAUCAUCACAUGUCAAAAUGCUGGCAUCACACGUCAUGGCGUCUUCAAGGUCGCCAUUUCGGGUGGCUCGCUACCCCAGACCCUCGCCAAGGCUCUCCUUGCGCAACCGAAAUCCGACGAAGACAUGGUCAAAUUCGACAAGUGGGAAAUAUUCUUCGCCGACGAGAGAGCUGUACCUCUAGAUCAUCAAGACAGCAAUUACGGUUUGGUCAAGAAGGAGCUGCUGGACAAGAUCCCGACCGAGCUGGGCCAACCAACCGUACACCCAAUCGACACACAGUACCUAGAUGACACGCAGGAGCUGGCUGAUCAGUACGAAAAAGUACUCGUCAACUCCUUUGCUAAGGGCGACUCGGUCAAGCUGCCCAUCUUCGAUCUUCUACUUCUUGGCUGCGGCCCAGACGGUCACACUUGCAGUCUGUUCCCAGGUCACCCGCUCCUCCGCGAGACAGACGCGUGGGUAGCGCCCAUCGACGACUCACCUAAGCCGCCGCCUCGACGCAUCACAUUAACGCUACCCGUCGUCACGCACGCCGUCAAGGUCGCCUUCGUCGCCACGGGCGCCGGAAAGAAGGAGAUCAUGAAGAAAAUAUUCGAGCAAGGGAACGGGCUUCCGUGCGCGCUCGUCAACGAAGCAACCGGCGAGCGAUGCAGUUGGUUUACGGACACCGCUGCCGUAGAAGGUGUCAGCUUUCCCCGACGUGGAUUCCUAUAGAGUUCUGCUGCCGAGUGGGAUCGGGGAGGAUAUACCGCCGGUCAGAGCUACAUGAUGAUUUGGGACUAGAUUACGGCAGGCGAAAGAAAAGUUAGGAGGUGUUCUCUCGAGGUCCGCAAGCGAGUAAUUAUGUGCUGUCUUCUUCUUCUUCUUCUUCUUCUUCGAUUCACGACUUAAUCUACGUAGACUGGCGAUGAGUGGAUGGUUCUUACGAGCAUACGACGUGCGGAUCUUAUUGCAUUAUCAAUUAUCAUACACGACGAGGUGUGAUGGGACGGACAUACAUCUCCGGGGGAGGGAUCUGAUACCAAGCACGAAUUAGUUAGAGAAGUUACUUACAUACCCCCUCAUCUAUCUUGGACCUCUUUCUCGGUCGAGGGGUUUUGGAAUACUGAGUUCGCUUUACCACGAUUGCUUGCUUGCUAUGGUCACUGUGCUGCGAGUUUUCUUGCGUUGAUAUGCUUCAUGCUAGUGUCGCCUGGUUGUUGCGCGUGGUUUUUGCUUUGCUUUAUAUGAGUAGAUGAAUUAAAUAUGUAUGCGCGGCUCCCCGCGCAAUUAUGAGACUGAUUAAUGCACCG